This is a messenger RNA of Micromonas pusilla CCMP1545, 4464 nucleotides long. RefSeq lists its product as uncharacterized. The coding region runs from base 1 to 4464 and encodes 1487 amino acids. The transcript has 2 exons. NCBI's taxonomy places the organism in Eukaryota, Viridiplantae, Chlorophyta, Mamiellophyceae, Mamiellales, Mamiellaceae. The record is from RefSeq and is a predicted model, not a curated record. Gene Ontology annotation, cellular component: TRAPPIII protein complex.
AUGGAGCGACUCGACGCGCUCCGCGCGCGCGUGCGCGCGCGCUUCACCCCCGUCGUCGCGUGCGUCACGACCCCCGAGGUCGACGCGGCGUGCGCGGCGACCGGGCUCUCGUUCGUGGACAUCCUCCGCCCGCACGCGCGCGUCACCGGGAUCGAGGUCCAGAUGCGCACGUCGCCGGAGCACGUCGCGGUGACGACGUCCUACUCCGUGCGGUUCCACUCCGUCGCCGAGGCGAAGCGCGCGGCGCCGUACGACGUCGUGGAGGCGCACCUCGCGCGCGCGUUCGCGACGACGCGGUGGGCGGCGGGCGGCGCGAGCGGGGACGCGCUCGCGGGCGCGCUGGACGACGUCCCGAAGGACGUCGAGGCGUUGAUCGCGCGCGCGAGGGGCGAGGUGCGUUCUCCGAGCGAUGAGAAGUGGUGGACCCCGUGGUUCGACGCGUACCGCGCGGAGCUGGACGAUCGCCUCGCGUUCCACGACCACGAAGCGAUCGACGUCCCCGCGGGCGUCGUCUUCGCCGUGAGCGCGUCCUCGAGCGAUCCUCUCGGAGACGCGACGCGAAUGACGGAGGACGGAUCGUCGUGGCCGGGGGGAUUGCCGAAUCAACCGCUUCUGGAGAGAGCGGGCGACGUGGACGUGUUCGCGCGGCAUUACGUGCUGGUGCACGACGCGCGGGACGCGACGGCGACGCGGGAGGCUGUGGCCGCGAAGGAGCGGAUCCUCGCGGACGCGUUCGGGGACGCGAAGGUGAGCGUCUUGCCGGUGAAUUCGUCGUCAUCCUUCUCGUCGUCGCCCCACGACGAUGACAUCUGGACCGCGCACCUCGAGCGGCGGAUGAUCACCGCCGCGAACGCGUCGGGCGCGAUUACGAUCGAUGAAACCGUCAAACGUGGAGCGUUACUGUCCAAAGAAGACGUCGCCGCGCACGCCCGCGUCGUGAAGGAAUACGUCGCCGGUUCGCUUUUGAAAUCGAUGGAAAAACGGUCGCGCGCGGCGAACGAGAAGAUCGCGGCCACGCGCAAAGGCUUGAAGAACCAGCUGAAGUCGUUCUGGGGACGGAGCACGGGCGCGAGCGUGAAGACCGAGGGCGACGGCGCGUACACGCCCGCGUCGCAAGAGUCGCAGAUUCGAGUCGCCGCGGACUUAGCCUUCUUCUUGGGCGAUUACGAAACCGCGGCGUCGCACUACCGCCUCAUACAAUCCGAUUACAAGGCGGACAAGGCGUGGAAGCGCCUCGCGGCGACGCAAGAGGCGCUCGGGCACGCGCUGGUGAUGUGCAAGCCGCAGCAGUGGGCCGCGGAGGGCCCGCCGUUCAGAGAGAGCCGACGCGAGGCCGCGGCGGCGUUCGAAGCCGCGGCGGCGUGCUACGCGCGCGCCAACGUGCACGCGGCGGGCGGUGGUCAGACGGUCGCGCCACCGGGGACGCCGCCGCCGGGAGGAGGAGGAGGAGGAGGAGGAGGAGGAGGCGUUCCCGGCGGCACGGGGACCCCGGGUCCGGCGUUCGCGCCGCCGACGCCGACGCCCGGCGGCGUCGCCGCCGUCGCCGCCGUCGUCGCGCCGCCCGCGGGGGCGUUCGACUCCGUCGCCGAGCGCACGCUCUGGGCGACGCGCGCGGCGUACGCGCACGCCGCGCUGCUGACCGCGUGCGGCUCCGAUCGCGAGGCUGCGAUCCCGCUGACGAGGGCGUCCGCGGAGGAGGCGCAAACGCACGCGCGCGCGGCGUUAUCGUUGGAAGCGGCGGCGACGGCGUAUCUCCGCGCGGACCCUCCGAUGGCGCGCAAGUACGCGAUUCACGCCGUGCUCGCGGGGCACAGAUACAACCAGGCUGGUCUGCGCGCAAACGCGAUACGCUGCUACGCCGGCGCGCUGCCUGUGUACGAGCGGCGGCGCGACGCCGGCCCCGGCGCCGGGAAACGACGCGGCGUCGGGUGGAAUAAAGCGAGGGAGCACUUGCACUUCGCGCUCGGAAGACAGGUGGCGCACGCGGGCGAUUUCGCUCGCGCGCGCGCGUAUUUCCGCGCGCUGCUCGAGUGCGCGACGACGCAGACGGCGGCGACGCAGGCGACGUACUUGCGGGAGUAUCUGUACGUCGUGCAGCAGUCAUACGGCGGGCAGUCAGGCGCGGGCGCGUCGGCGAUCGAGGAGACGCCGCUGCCGAGCGUGGACGUCGGGGACGCGCGCGUGACGUUCCACGACGGCCACGUGUACGCGUCUGAUUCGUCGUUCGCCGCGAAAGAUAGCAUAUCUUCGGACACGUGGAAGGUGCUCGAGAACGACGACGGGCUCGUCCCCGCGGGGUUACAAGGCGGCGGCGCCACGUGGCUGGAUAAGCCGCGGGAGAAGGGCGCGGAACAGCGCGGCGUGUGCGCCGCGGGCGAAGCCGUCGUCGUCGCCAUCACUCUGCGGAACCCGCUCAAGGUGCCUCUGGACGUCUCCGAUCUGCGCUUAACGUGCGAGUUCAAAGGCGCGGACGACGCCGACGUCGCCGACGCCGGCGCGGUGGCGACGCCGUCUUCCUCCGCGACGCUCGCGCCGCUCGAGACGGCGACGAUCGACGCGCGGUGCUCGCCGUCGAAACCCGGGAUGUUGAAGAUCGUCGGCGCGACGUGGACGACGUGCGGCGUCGCGAAGUGCGCGAUGACGUUCGACGUCCGCGCGCCGCGGACGCGCGCGACGGGCGGCGCGCACGGCGGGUGGGCGCGGGACGUCCCGCGACAUAAGCGGAUCGCGUUCACCGUCGCGGCGACGACGCCGACGCUGGACGCAUUCCUCGACGGCGCGCCCGCGGCGACGAGGGAGGGCGCGACGAUUCGCGUCGCGUUGAGGAUACGAAACGUCUCUUCGUGCAUCGCGCACCGCGUGCGCGUGCGGCUUCCCGGCCGCGGCGUGCUGCUCCCCGUGGACGCCGCGGACGUCGUGGGCGAGGUGGUCGCGAAGGGAGACGGGGGAGACGGAGACGGAGACGCCGCAGACGCCUUCUCGUCGGGGGCGAAGCCGAGGAAGGCUGGGGGCCCCGCGCCGCCGCCGCCGCCGACGCCGUCGACGCGCCCCGGCAAAGUCUUCGCGCCGCCGGGCUGGGCGACGCUCGCGCCCGGCGCGGAGGUCACCAUGCCGCUGUGGUUCCACGCGUCCGCGGCGGCGGCGCGCGCGUCGUCCGACGGCGCGAUCGCGCUGCCGAUCGUCGUGUGCUACGAGCCGCCGUGGCCGGCGCCGCCGCUGUUGAAAUUUCGCACGACGCGACUUCUCGCGGGGAUUCGCGUCGCGCCGUCGCUGUCCGUCGCCGCGAGCGCGCUCCCUGCGGCGUCUCACCCGGCGGCGAGGGUGCUGAGGCUCGUCACCGCGGCGGCGGCGAACGGGGUGGGUGACGACACGACGAAAACGGCUGCUUCGUAUGCGUUACGAAGCGUCUCGCUCGUGGACCGCCGCGGCGAACCCCGCCGCGGCGUUCGCGUGACGGCGAUGGGCGGCGCCGCCGCCGCGCGCGUCGUCGCGCCGGGGCAGCGCUGGGACACGAUCCUGCUCGUGGAGCCGACCGCCGACGAUGGAUCGUCGUCGUCGUCGUCGUCCGUAGCGUUCGGCGGCGGCGGCGAAGGCGGCGCGGAGAGCGCGCCGGUGGAGAGGGUACACGCCGCGAUCGGCGCCGGCGGGGGCCGUCGUCGCGGCGGCGGCGGCGGCGGCGGCGUUCUCGCGGACGCCGACGUCGUCGUGCGAUGGGACGAAAUCUCCCCCGCGCCGAACGCGGUCGCGACGAGCGGGUCGCAUCAUCUCUACGCCACCGCGGACGGCGGCGGAUGGGACGCGUCCGCGCCGACGAAGGAACGGCCGCGGCGGAGUCGCGUCGCGCGCGGCGGCGACGACGCCGCCGCGGGCGCGUUCGACGUGACGUGGACGUUAGAGGGCCCGUCCGUCGCGACGUUACCGCCCAGGGAGUCGUCGUCUUCUUCACCUUCGUCCUCCGCGACCGUGCCGAUCGUUCUCAGGGCGCACAACCCCGCGCCGUACGCGGUCGACCUGACGUUCGAGGCGUCGGCGCCGGCGGCGGCUUCGGCGUGGGGGCCGAUCGACGGCGCCGGCGUCGGCGGCUGGACGACCGGCGCGCCGGCGACGCCGCCGCCGCCGCCGACGCCGGCCGCGGCGCCGCCGCCCGCGUCGAUAUUCCCCGGCCGCGCGUGGAUGUGGACCGGCGCGGUGAGACGAACCGUCGCGGUCGCCCCGGGGGAGACGACGGAGAUGCGACUGAGCGUGGACGUCUUCGAACCGGGGACGUUCGCGUUGGGGGAGUACGCGGUGUCGUGGGGGCGCGCGGAGGCGAGCGGCGACGCCGACGCCGCCGCGAACGCGAAUCGUAUUAACGUCCUCGGGGGUGGGGUUACGGCGGCCGCGAAGGUGAUGAAGCGAACGGGAGGGCCGGCGAUGGCGUGCAACGCGCCGUUUAUUCUCUCCGUCGCCGCUGCGGCGGCGUGA